ACUUUAAAACCACUUAUUUUUUGAGGGGAAUUUUAUGAUUAGUUAUCAAUCUUAAUUUCCUCUAACAAGUUUUAGUUUCCCAAUUUAAAGCUUCAAAAGAUUCAAUCAAUUUAAUGGCAGUGACAAAUUAUUUGGAUACAACAUUAGUUCCUUUAAGUUUGUUUUUGAGUGUGGGAUAUCAUGUUUUUCUUUGGCACAAUUUCAAGCACAAUCCUUCUCUUACCACCAUUGGAAUCAACACUCUCAAGAGGAGGGAAUGGCUUCAAGGUAUCAAAACGGGUGAUGACAAGAAAGAGGUACUAGCAGUUCAAAGCCUAAGGAACACUCUAAUGGAGUCAAUACUAACAGCAACCAUAACCAUGCUAAUAACCACUGCACUAGCAGCAUUAGCCAACAACGCGUACAAGGCCAGUGACCUUUUGGCUACGACUCAAUUUUUCGGGUCCCAAACAGGCCGGAUCGUUGUCCUCAAGUAUGGUUCAGCAUUGGUGUUCUUACUGACCAGUUUCCUGUGCAGCUCAAUAGCCAUCAGCUACUUGGUGGAUGCUAACUUCUUGAUCAACGCGUCAGGCGAGUUGUUGAGCCGUGGGCAUACAAAGAGAGUGUUGGAAAGAGGGUUUCUAAUGGGAGUUGUAGGGAGUAGAAUGUUGUGCAUUAGUCUGCCUUUGUUGUUGUGGUUGAUUGGUCCUGUGUUUGUGCUCAUUUCUUCCUUGGUCAUGGUAUGGAUUUUGUAUGGGCUAGAUUAUGCUACUAAAUUGCAUGGUCUAACAAUGAGUACCAAAUCUAGUGUUAUUGAUGAGUCUAAUUGAAUAUGGACUUUCAUAUUUCCUUGGGUUAUCUCGUCAAGUACUAUAUAAAACACAAUAUAUACUACUCGUAUCAUCUAUUUCUUAGUAUAUGUUAUUUUGAUAGCUUUUUGUUAGAUUAAGCUCAAUUUAUAUUUAUAAUAAUAAUAAAACUAGUCUUUUGGCCCGUUUAA
Chenopodium quinoa (quinoa) is the source of this 979-nucleotide messenger RNA. RefSeq lists its product as uncharacterized. The record is from RefSeq and is a predicted model, not a curated record. Lineage: Eukaryota; Viridiplantae; Streptophyta; Magnoliopsida; Caryophyllales; Amaranthaceae. The transcript has 2 exons. The coding region runs from base 114 to 809 and encodes 231 amino acids.